Messenger RNA from Trichoderma harzianum CBS 226.95, 708 nucleotides. RefSeq lists its product as hypothetical. NCBI's taxonomy places the organism in Eukaryota, Fungi, Ascomycota, Sordariomycetes, Hypocreales, Hypocreaceae. The transcript has a single exon. Bases 157 to 651 code for a protein of 164 amino acids. The record is from RefSeq and is a predicted model, not a curated record.
ACACAGAGGCAACGUGGGCUGAGAGGGGGAACAUAUGGAGAUAUGGUUGUUGAACUGGUCCUCUGAGGCCAGGCGAGAAACACACAGGAUCCACGUCCGCAAAAGAGACCCGGAAAUGUACCGAAAUGCACCUAGGGAAAGCGGCUCUUUUGACGCAUGUACGAAGUACUGUUCGUACAGGUACAAAAAGUGACAGAAACGUCCUUAUUGCCAACAUGGGCAAAGCCAGGCACCGUACAAGUGCAUGCAUCCAAGGCACGGGGUUGGUCGCGGACGGGGCAUCAAAAGGACGCACAUGAUGGGGCCUCGCCGUGGAUUACUGCCAUGGCCUGGGGAACGGCCAGAUGGGAUGGGCAUGGCAUGCCACCAGUCGUCGAGCAGUCUGUACGAGAACCAAGCAGCGUUUUGCGGUCGAUCGCUCAACCCAACCCAGCCAUUGCCUCCAGGCCCCAGGGCCACCCCCCUCCCGCGUUCGACGGACAGGCACCGUAUGUACGAGCACACAAAGGCACAGUCCGGCGAAUGGAGAAAGCGUCACAGCCAAUACUUGGCCCAUGGCCAGCGUGGGAGCUAAUAGGCGGCGCUUCUCGCUGGACCCCAACCGAGUGCGCCAACGCCUCUCCCAGAGCGACAAUCGCCCGUUGCAUGUAGCAGCGCUGCUAGUCCAAACCCAGCAACCUUGAACCUAGCUCCCUGGUACCUGGCUGC